Fraxinus pennsylvanica is the source of this 663-nucleotide messenger RNA. The record is from the annotation of a GenBank genome assembly. NCBI's taxonomy places the organism in Eukaryota, Viridiplantae, Streptophyta, Magnoliopsida, Lamiales, Oleaceae.
AUGGAUAAGGUGGCCGCCUCCUCUUUGAGCUUCUUCAAGAGCGUGAGGUUUAGUGAUGAGUACAAGCAUUUGCCAGCUUUUCUGUUUGGGGAAUCCAUGGGUGGACUUGCAACCAUGUUGAUGUACUUCCAAUCGGAGCCUGGAACUUGGACAGGGUUGAUUUUCUCCGCCCCGCUUUUUGUAAUUCCAGAACCCAUGAAGCCCUCUAAGGUACAUUUAUUCAUGUACGGACUGCUAUUUGGAUUAGCUGAUACAUGGGCAGCCAUGCCGGACAAUAAGAUGGUAGGGAAGGCCAUUAGAGACCCCGAAAAGUUAAAGAUUAUCGCGAGUAAUCCAAGAAGAUACACUGGGAAGCCCAGAGUCGGAACAAUGAGAGAGAUAGCAAGACAGUGCGAGUACGUGCAAAACAAUUUCCACAAGGUAACAGUUCCAUUUUUGACAGUUCACGGGACGUCAGAUGGAGUCACUUGCCCGUCUGGGUCGAAGAUGUUGUACGAGAAGGCAAGCAGUGAGGACAAGAGUUUGAAGCUUUAUGAAGGAAUGUGCCAUUCAUUGAUCCAAGGGGAGCCUGAUGAAAGUGCAAAUCUUGUUCUGGCUGAUAUGAGGGCUUGGAUUGAUGAAAGAGUUGAGAGGUAUGGUCCAAGGUGCAAUGGCACUGUGUAA